Molecule: messenger RNA, 3109 nt
Organism: Hirundo rustica (Barn swallow)
Lineage: Eukaryota; Metazoa; Chordata; Aves; Passeriformes; Hirundinidae
Product: toll-like receptor 2 type-1
Exons: 4
Coding region: 370-2790 (806 amino acids)
Biological process (GO): immune response; inflammatory response; toll-like receptor signaling pathway
Cellular component (GO): membrane
Molecular function (GO): transmembrane signaling receptor activity; triacyl lipopeptide binding; protein binding
Source: RefSeq, a predicted model, not a curated record
CAUGCUCUGCCACAACUGCAGGGUGAGGAUUGCCCAGAAGAAAAACAAAGCUUGAAGAUGAAUACCUGAAGCCCUGCAAGACAGAUUAAAGCACAGCCACAAGCAUUGCACACAAAGAAUCUGUUCCCAGGACUGUGAAAGGAUUCCAAGCCAUUCUGCUUUCAAUUACAUGAGUACUAUACCUCCUGCUCCAAAGACUGCAAGGACAGAUUCGACUUUUGGCUUUUCCGUGCCAUCCUUUUCCAGGGGCAGAUAGGGUAAGAGCAUCCCAGGCUGAGACUGCCUGGCAGUGCUGCGGCCAAGCUGACAUGCUGGCACAUCCUGGUUACCAGUGGUAUGAGGUGACCAUUCAGAUGCCAUGACCGGCACAUGAGGAGACUGAAACACAGCACACAGUACACAAGCAAAAUGUCCAUUCAAGCAAAACCCAAAUCAAGAACUACAUACACCGGGCAAGUGUUGACCCUCUACAUGGUCUUAGCUACAAACCUCUCCAAGCAGCAAGGGCUGAAGCAGGCUUGUCCUUCAUGUGAUGCCAGUCAGAUUUGCAACUGCUCCUUCAUGGGCUUGGACUUCAUUCCCCCGGGACUCACGGCUGAAAUCACAGUGUUAAACCUAGCCCACAACAGGAUAAAGCACAUCCAAUCCCAGGACCUGAAGCAGGCUGUGAACCUGAGAGCCCUGCUGCUGCAGUCCAACAAAAUCAGCUCCAUAGAAGAGGACUCGUUUCAGUCCCUGGCAAAACUGGAGCUCUUGGACUUAUCAAAUAACAGCUUGGUUCACUUGUCCCCUCUGUGGUUUGGGCACCUUUUCUCACUCCAGCACCUCCACCUUCAAGGCAAUUCCUACAGAGACCUGGGGCAGAGCUCCCCCUUUUCUGGCCUGAGGAACCUGACCUCUCUCCGCCUGGGCAACCCGCAGUUCUCUGUGAUAAGGCAAGGGAACUUUGAAGGCAUUGAGCUUCUGCACAAGUUGUGGAUUGAUGCUAGCAAUCUCAGUCAGUAUGAGCAGGGAAGUUUGAAAUCAAUUAAGGUGAUAAAUCACAUGAUCAUAAACCUAAGAAAUAGUAAUGUAUUCUCAGAAAUUGUUAGGGACAUUCUGCACUCUGUCACUUUGCUGGAAGUGGUAGAAAUCAAAUUUCCGGUUAAAAUAAAAAGCUUGGUGGAGAAUUCUACACCCCCUUUUAGGAUACAAAAGCUUAUGUUGAAAGAAGCUUUCUUCACAGAUCAAACUAUUAGCCGAGCAAUAGUGUCGCUGAAGGCAAUCACCUCUUUAAAAGAGGUAGAGGCAAUCGACUGUGUACUACAGGGACAGGGAUUAUGGAACACUGAAGAAAUUGCAAGGAGUGGGAAAAGUUUUGUUGAAACGGUAACGAUAAUAAGGGUAAUAAUUCAGAAUUUUCAUUUGUUUAUUGAUCUGCAAGGUAUGGAGCCACAAGUAAAUGAACUAAAAAGACUCACUAUUGCAAGCUCUAAUGUUUUCAUGGUACCAUGCAACCUUGCAAGAAAUUUUUUAUCACUUCUGUAUCUGGACUUUCAUGAUAAUUUGCUUGUAAAUAAUCGUUUAAAUGAGACAAUCUGUGAAGGUUCCUGGCCUGCAUUGCAAACUUUAAAUCUAAGUCAGAAUUCUCUAAAAUCUUUGGAACAGACUGCACUUUAUACAUCUCGUCUACCCAAACUGAAUAAUCUUGACAUUAGCCAAAAUAAUUUUGGUGAGAUUCCAGAUGGGUGUGAAUGGCCAAAAGCCCUGAAAUAUUUAAACCUCUCCAGCACUCAAAUUCCUAAAGUAACAAUGUGCAUUCCUGAAACGUUGGAAGUUUUGGAUGUUAGUGGAAACAACCUGAAGGAGUUUGGACUGGAGCUGCCCAUGCUGAAAGAGCUGUACCUCUCAAGAAACCAGCUGAAGACCCUGCCGGGUGCCGCACCUUUCCCAAACUUAGUGGCCUUGUCCGUCAGAAGAAACAAGCUGAACAGUUUCUCCAAGCAGGAGUUUGAGUCCUUCAAGAGAAUGGAGCUGCUGGAUGCCAGUGACAACAACUUCAUCUGCUCCUGUGAGUUCCUCUCCUUCAUCCACCACGAAGCCGGGAUAGCCCGGGUGCUGGUGGGGUGGCCGGACAAGUACGUGUGUGACUCUCCGCUGGCGGUGAGAGGGGCGCAGGUUGGCGCCGUGCACCUCUCCCUGAUGGAGUGCCACAGGUCCCUGGUGGUGUCGCUGAUCUGUGUCCUGGUGUUCCUGGUCGUCCUGGUGCUGGUGGCAGUCGGCUACAAGUACCACGUGGUCUGGUACCUGCGGAUGACGUGGGCAUGGCUGCAAGCCAAGCGGAAGCCCAAGCGCGCCCCGCCGAAGGACGUGUGCUACGACGCUUUUGUCUCCUACAGCGAGAACGACUCCGACUGGGUGGAGAACACCAUGGUGCAGGAGCUGGAGCAGGCCUGCCCUCCCUUCCGGCUCUGCCUGCACAAGCGGGACUUUGUGCCUGGGAAAUGGAUUGUGGACAACAUCAUCGACUCCAUUGAGAAGAGCCACAAAACGCUCUUUGUGCUGUCCGAGCGCUUUGUGCAGAGCGAGUGGUGCAAGUACGAGCUGGACUUCUCGCACUUCCGCCUCUUUGAUGAGAACAACGAUGCGGCGAUUCUCAUCCUCCUGGAGCCCAUCCAGAGCAAAGCGAUUCCCAAGAGGUUCUGCAAGCUGCGGAAGAUCAUGAACACAAAGACUUACCUGGAGUGGCCUGCUGGUGAAGAGCAGCAGCAGGUGUUUUGGGAAAACUUGAAAGAAGCCUUAAAGUCAUAGAAGUCAGUAGCCCUCAUUUCAAUGUAUUUCCACAAAAGGGUGUAUAUCACUGUUUCGUACUGCUAAGAAUCUUUAUUUUUUUUUCUUUGUAACUGUAACUGGCUUUGUUGCGUAUAGAAAUAAUUUAUCAACUGGAAAAGACCCAAUUUUGGCUUUCCAGUGAUUUGAUACAUUGAUCUUUAGAAUUCCCUGCCAAUAACUAUUAUAUUUGGAAACCAUGUUGGACUUGAUCUACUUUUCUGAAUGCAUUUUGCUGAGUGUGGGAUAUUUCUGUACUUCCUCUUACCACUAUCCCCAACUGCUUUCUAACGCCAUAGUG